AUGAUGCUGAAGAUGGUCGUGCUUGCCGUGCUGGCCUACACGGCUUACUCCAAGCCAGGGGUUCGUACCAAAGAUCUUGAAUUUACAACACAGGAGCUCUCUCGCUACUUCGGUGUUAAAAGCCACGAAAAAGCCCCGGAAUAUGAGAUCGUGUACCCACUCGUAGUCGAAGCUGAAGGCAAAAGGAGUGUUGGCAAGGGAGCCACUGCCGCCUCAUUCUUAGAACUGGAAGUCGAAGCCUUUGGAGAGACGCUUAACCUCAUCGUAGACCACGACGACAGUAAUUAUGCCCCUGGACUCAAGGUUGAGAUCUACACAGAUGAAGGCAUCCAGAAAGUGCCGCUUCGGACUGACUGCGUCUACACAGGGAAGGUAGCCGGUGAAAAGGACUCUCUUGCAUCCGUAACCGUUUGUGACGGCUUGAUGGCGGUCAUAUUUCGCAACUAUGGCCGUGGUGAGCUUUACAUCGAGCCACUAGAUGACGAACAUGCCGUCAAGCGAGAUGUUGGUCGGGGUCACCCGCACGUUGCCUAUAGGAACAGACCAGUGGAAAGAGGGGCAUUCUGCGAGACAGAACCGCCACCAACUUUGCCGUUAACAUUUGCUGACGAGCCGCCAGAAACCUUGCUGAUUGACACGAAGGCAACGAAAUAUCUGGAGCUGGCAUUCAUUUCCGAUCCAAUGUACACUAUUAUUAAAGGGGGCAGCACCAGCACAGCCACCACGUGCAUUAACACCCUCUUCAACGCGGUGAAAAAUGUUUUGCAAUUGGUUUCUCUGAGAGGAACUGCGCUGGUUCCCAAGCUGACGUAUGUCAAGGUCUUUGGAUCAAUGGAGCCUGGAUUGGUAAUGCAUGUUGAUGCUGACGACUACCUUGAAGGCGCUGCGCAAUGGCAACAUAAUAAUAGGAAAUCGUCCUCAAGCAUUGAGCAUUGGGACAACGCUGCAUUCUUGACAGGAGUAGACAUUUCAAGUUCAACGGCUGGUGACGGUUUACUGGGCAUAGCCUACGUUGGGCAGUGUGGCCAGUGGGGUGCAUCACUCAGUGAAUUCCGUGGAUUGGAUGCCACUGGCACUACCGCACACGAGAUCGGACACAACUUGGGCAUGUGGCAUGAUGCUUCAGGUCCAUCGGGUGGUCCUAGAAACGGCUGCUCGUCAAAGGGUUACUUGAUGGCUCAAUACAAAGCGAAUCCUCGCUUAGAUCUCGGCUGGUCGUCAUGUAGCCGGAGCUACUACGAUACCCGUAUCACUCAGACGACAUGCUACAACGAUGCUUGAAUUUUUACCAGGAUGUGAUUCAAAUCGACAAAGCGGGAAAAUGAUCGACAUUGUUUUUCUUCUUUCGAUUUAAAGACUUUAAAAUGCAUUA
Molecule: messenger RNA, 1372 nt
Organism: Patiria miniata (bat star)
Lineage: Eukaryota; Metazoa; Echinodermata; Asteroidea; Valvatida; Asterinidae
Product: A disintegrin and metalloproteinase with thrombospondin motifs 4-like
Exons: 11
Coding region: 1-1281 (426 amino acids)
Biological process (GO): proteolysis
Molecular function (GO): metalloendopeptidase activity
Source: RefSeq, a predicted model, not a curated record